Molecule: messenger RNA, 514 nt
Organism: Nothobranchius furzeri (turquoise killifish)
Lineage: Eukaryota; Metazoa; Chordata; Actinopteri; Cyprinodontiformes; Nothobranchiidae
Product: fatty acid-binding protein, liver-type
Biological process (GO): fatty acid transport
Cellular component (GO): cytosol; nucleus
Molecular function (GO): fatty acid binding
Source: RefSeq, a predicted model, not a curated record
UCACCUGCUGUUAAUCAUUGACAGCCUGCAGUUUGAGAGUAUAAAAGAGGCUGAUCAGCCUUUCUUGCUCUACCUGUGUUGUCUGCCAUCAUGUCUUUCUCUGGAAAAUACCAGCUGGAGUCUCAGGAGAACUUUGAGCCUUUCAUGAAGGCUAUUGGGCUUCCUGAUGACCUCAUCCAGAAAGGAAAAGACAUCAAGAGCAUCUCUGAAAUUGUUGAAAAUGGUGACAACUUUACGGUGACCAUCACUACUGGGUCCAAAGUCAUGACCAACACUUUCACUAUUGGACAGGAGGCUGAGCUGGAGAUGAUGACUGGAGAGAAGGUCAAGGGAGUGGUGGCGCGAGAUGGCAACAAGCUCAAGGUUACUCUGAAGGGAAUCGAGUCUGUCACUGAGCUGGUGGAUCAGGACACGAUUGUUAAUACUAUGACUGUCGGCGGCCUAGUGUACAAAAGGACAAGCAAGCGCAUGUAAAGUGUUAACAUUGAAUUAAAAAACAAAUCAUGAAAGCGGA